Molecule: messenger RNA, 2752 nt
Organism: Quercus robur (English oak)
Lineage: Eukaryota; Viridiplantae; Streptophyta; Magnoliopsida; Fagales; Fagaceae
Product: protein MICRORCHIDIA 6
Exons: 19
Coding region: 262-2307 (681 amino acids)
Cellular component (GO): nucleus
Molecular function (GO): ATP hydrolysis activity
Source: RefSeq, a predicted model, not a curated record
UAGGACCUACUCACUAUUUAUUAGACCCACACAUCUUGCAUAUUUGCCUUUUUGCCACCUUGAGUUCUUGGCUUAGGGUUUGUGACAAAGUGCACAUGGAUCUUUGCCCUAACACCCAAAUCCCAGAAAUUUAGUCAGUGAAAUAAGGAAGAAAAUCUUGGAGAUCUUCUGGGUGGUUUUGACUUUGAGAAGAUUUUAUGGUUUCUACAUCUUUUGGGUAGCUUUCAGUUCUGGAUUUGGCUGUGUUAAGAAGUGGUCAAGAUGAGCACUAUAGACAUUGUGGACUUGUCUAGUGAUGAUGAAAGCGAAGAUCUGAAUGUGAAAGCUGUUAAGUUGGAGCCUGGUAUUGUUGGGGGUAGAGUGCAACAGAAAGAAAUUAAGCCUCAACUUGUGAAGCACCAAACAUCCAAGACCCAAUAUAGAAGACAAGAAUCUGAAGAAAACAGAAGUUCAAAUGCUUUAAGUACUGGUCAAAGUAACUCUAGUAUAUUGGAUCAAGGGCAGUCACCUAUAGAUGAUACAAGUCUUUCUUCCUCAUCACCUAUAUGUCCAGCACCACUUUGUAGGCAGUUCUGGAAAGCUGGGAGCUAUGAUGAUGGACUUGGUUCUAAAGUCUCAAUUCAAAAUGGCAAAAGCUAUCUUCAUGUACACCCGAUGUUCCUUCAUUCAAAUGCCACUUCACAUAAGUGGGCCUUUGGCGCUGUCGCAGAGUUGCUUGACAAUGCAGUUGACGAGAUCCAAAAUGGGGCCACUUUUGUCAUUGUAGAUAAAAUCACAAAUCCAAAGGAUGGAAAUCCAGCAUUGUUAAUUCAAGAUGAUGGUGGUGGAAUGAAUCCCGAAGCAAUGAGGCGUUGUAUGAGUUUUGGGUUUUCAGAUAAGAAAUCUAAAUCGGCUAUUGGACAAUAUGGAAACGGCUUCAAGACUAGUACAAUGAGACUUGGUGCGGAUGUUAUUGUCUUUAGCCGCCACCUGAAUAACAGGAUAUUGACUCAAAGCAUUGGUCUCCUCUCAUAUACAUUUUUAUCACGAACAGGCCAUGACAGAAUAGUAGUACCCAUGGUGGAUUAUCAGUUUAAUACAUCAACUGGUACACUGGAAAUCUUGCAUGGUAAAGAACAUUUUAUGUCUAAUCUUUCAAUGCUGUUGCAGUGGUCUCCAUAUUCGUCAGAAGCAGACCUUCUGAAGGAGUUUGAUGACAUUGGGGCUCAUGGAACGAAAGUUAUUAUCUACAAUUUGUGGUUCAAUGACGAUGGGAAUAUGGAGCUCGACUUUCUAUCGGAUCCUGAGGAUAUUCGUAGUAGUGGGGAGACCAAGAAAAUUGGCACACUCAAAGCUUGGAAGGCAAUAAAUGAACAGCACAUUGCUCACCAAUAUCACUAUUCACUCCGUGUAUACUUGUCCAUCUUGUACUUGCGGUUACCAGAAAGUUUCAACAUAAUAUUGCGUGGGCGAGUUGUUGAGCCUCAUAUUAUUGCCAAUGAUCUCAAAUUCCCAGAAUUCAUCUUGUACAGACCUCAAUGUGGUGGAUGUGUGGAGGGUGAAGUUUUAACUACGAUUGGGUUUCUUAAAGAAGCUCCACAAAUCAGUUUUCAUGGCUUCAAUGUGUACCAUAAAAACCGUCUAAUACUGCCAUUUUGGCAAGUUGUGAGCUAUCUAGACAGUCGGGGCAGAGGGGUUGUUGGUGUUCUGGAAGCAAAUUUCAUUGAACCAACUCAUAACAAACAAGAUUUUGAAAGGACUUCCCUUUUUCAGAAGCUUGAAGGUCGAUUGAAGGAAAUGACAUGGGAAUACUGGGAUUACCAUUGUGGGCUAAUUGGGUAUCAGGUAAAAAAAAAGCCUAGAGUAUCAGAGACUCCACAGAUUUCAUCUCAUAGUACUCCACACAGCGGUAAACAACAUCCUGUCACAUUAAAUAAAAGUCCCCCUGCUAUUGGUAGUAUGAAAGCAGCAAUUGAAAGGGCUGAACGAUCAAUACCCAUCUCCCAAAGAAGAUCUGAACAAGGAUUAUGUGUGAAGAGGAAGGGACAUGAUGAUUUAAUAGAGGUAGAGAAGGCAAAAAGGCAGGCAGUGGAAGUGGUGCCACUAGAUAUUUCUGGCAGUCAGCUGAAAGAUCCAGAGGCUGUAAAUUUGUUGCAAGAAAACAAGAAGCUCCGUCUAAAAUGUUUGGAGUAUGUGAAGUGGGAGGAGCAACUUAAUCUAAAGGUGACUCGUCUCAAAACUGAAAUAGAGGAGGUUCAACGUGAACACGAGCGAAUGAUGGCUGAAUUAGAGUUGAUGAACAAGGUCAAGGAUGAAAAGAAUGUAUAAAUGUAGAUCCUGUAGUUUUUCUUCAAUUCUUUAAUUUGUAAAACAGUGUUGUAUUCAUAGUUCAGUGUAGCCAAACAGCUUUCUUCCUUAUAGAGGGGGGUGAGGUCGAUGAGACCAUGACAGCAUGCCUGGGCACAGGUGCCUUACUUUUAUUCCUUUUUUUUUUCCCUCCCCCUUCCUUUUUUAUAAGGUAAAAAGGCUGAGGUAAGAUUGCUUACCAUUCACCCAUCACAACCCGUAAAAGUGGGACCUUUGUGCACUAAGUAGACCUGUAAAUAGUUAGUUAAAGCAAGGUCAAAUUCCGUUGAAUGUUGAACUUAAGUAGUUUCAUUAUGGCACAUCAGAGCCGCUUGCAGAUUUUCACCCGUUUCUGGGACAAGUAAUUCGUUUGUACAAACAAUGAGACUUUCUGAAUUUGUAAAGAGCAUUUUCAUCUGUUUUUAAA